AUGUCGUUGGAAAGGCUUGGUCGCAAAUCGUACAUUAGCCAGAGAGGCUUGGCUGAUGUUCUCACCGACCUGAAGGAAUCCAAGCAGCCUUUGACGGCCACCUCGCGACAGUCCAUCAAGCGAGCCCGAGACAAGGUGAUCACACAGACCACUCCAUAUGGACCCGUCUGGGAGACUUUGCGCUUGCCCCGUGUUCCUGAUGGCAAAGAGUCUAACAAUGGCAUCGAUGUGCCGGUGCUUUGUUUGCCUGCAUUCCUUCAUCAUGCAUGUGCAAAACUCACUGGCUUCUCCCAGUUCUUUCUGCGACGGUUGCAAGAGUGCCCGUGCCGGUCGCCCAACGAAGCUUGGCGGGCCGCAAUCUAUAAUGAUGAAGUUGCACCCGGCAAUCAGCUGAAGGGAAACAACAGCAGGAAAAUUCAGGUCUGGUAUAUGGCAUGGCUUGAAUACGGCCAAGACCAUCUUUUCUACGAAGAGCUUUGGAUGCCUUUGCUCAUGAUCCGGAGCAAUCUGGUGAAACUUGUAGAAGGAGGGCUGUCAGCAGUGACAGCCAGGCUUGUGCAACAUUCAUUUCGUGGUGUGCACAAUUUGGAGAGCGGCAUCCUUCUUUCUUUUCCCGGACACGAGGACAGCCGAAUGUUCUUCGGCAAGCCAACUGUUCUGCUAGCAGACGAAAGCGCCCUCAAGCACAUGCUAGACACGAAAGGUGCAUCGGGCACAGUCCCAUGCACUUUUUGUGCCAAUGUUGUCAGCAAGCGGACAGAAGGGGACUCCGACGAUUUGCUGACGAUCUGCAGCACAGACGUGGCCCGCUUCAGAAUGCGGAGUGACGAGGCUUUGUUCAAGGCUGCAGAACACCUCGUGGACCAAAGCACGAAGCUAUCGAAUGCGAAGCUGGCCGAACUUGAACAAGCCAUGGGCUUGAACACCAAUCAGUUUGGCCUUCUCGCAACCCGAUCCCUGGGAGCAUCCAGUUGCAUGUUCGACUGGAUGCACAUCUAUUUAGUGCAUGGAGUAGCUCAUGCAGAAGUAAAUUGCAUCCUGGAGCGAAUGGUGGCUGUUAAGAUUCCGAGCACACAGCUGCACGACUUCUGUGAUGGCCUGCAAUUUCCCAAAGCUGAUGCCUGGAAGAAAAAGGAGGUCAUGAGCAUGUUCACUUCCAAGAAGAUCAGUCCAGGCGACUUCAAGGCUGCAGCCAGCACGUGCUUGUGUUUCUAUCCCUUGCUGCGAUUGUUCUUCAUGUCCACACCAGAAAUCGUGGCAAGGAUGACAGAGGAGGAGGCCAGAAGUUACUCGCAUCUGUGUGCUGUGCUGGACUAUCUCGCCCAAGCAAACAGGGGCGAGACACGGUUGCAGGCAGGGAAGCUGCAAACCUUGAUCCAAACGCAUUGCGAGCACUUCGUCAGAACAUACGGGGAAGGGCCGAUCACCCCCAAGUUUCACAUGACGAUGCAUUUACCCUUCAUGCUGAAGAAAUUCGACCAGUUGGUGGCAUGCUUCACUCACGAGCGGAAGCAUAAACAUAUCAAAAGAAUCGGCGACCAGCUGCAUUCCUCCCAGCUGGCCUUCGAGGCCAGUGUGGCUCACGACAUCUGGUUCGACCAUUUCCAGGACUAUGCCGACUUGAGCUUGGACAAUGGCCCUGCACUGGUUGGCAGGGACAAAGCUGCAGAGCCAAUCCUAAAGCAUGAGCUGCUCAAGGUAUUCGGCAUCGCCGAUGCAGAUGUGCACCCGAGCCAAAAGUGCUGCAUCAAGCCUGGCACAACCAUUGCACGAGGAGAUGUGGUGGUGAUGCAUGGUGAUGUCGUGGGGGAGCUGUGGCUCAACUUCCGACUGCAUGGCGAGCACUGGCGCAUAGUCAGUAUCUACGAAGCGAUGGGCCGCAAUGUCUUUGCUGUCGCGGAAAACCCGCUUUUUGUGAAGGUUUCCAGUGUUCGCUCGGCAUGCAUCUUCCGCAGGGAGGGGCAUGACAAGGUCAGGAUCGUGCCGUGA
Molecule: messenger RNA, 1989 nt
Organism: Symbiodinium sp. CCMP2592
Lineage: Eukaryota; Dinophyceae; Suessiales; Symbiodiniaceae
Source: the annotation of a GenBank genome assembly